Molecule: messenger RNA, 900 nt
Organism: Chrysoperla carnea
Lineage: Eukaryota; Metazoa; Arthropoda; Insecta; Neuroptera; Chrysopidae
Product: transforming acidic coiled-coil-containing protein 3-like
Exons: 5
Coding region: 145-900 (251 amino acids)
Biological process (GO): cell population proliferation; mitotic spindle organization
Cellular component (GO): cytoplasm
Source: RefSeq, a predicted model, not a curated record
GCUAAAAAUAAUACUAGUGUUUUUCAAAGCUAUUCGUGUCAUUUGUAGUAGUACUAAUAACGUUUUAAAUUUUAAAUUCGACCACCUUUUUAUUUUUUAAAUUAUUUUUAAAUCUGUUUUAUCAGAAGAAAAUAUCUGGAAAUUAUGGUUGAGUCAGAGGGCAAACACAAACAACAUUUAUUAGAUUUAGAUGAUAUAAUAUGUGAACCAACAGAUCCUAUGCCAACAUUCGAAGAGAUUCUAGCUCUUGUGGAUGGAGUAAAAGAAAAAAUCACUAAAAAUGAUAAUUGUGAUAUUAAUUUAUUACUUCAAACAGAGCAAUUAUAUAAAAAUGUGAAAGAUAUUAAAGAUGCCAUCAAUUCAGAUUCAAGCAGUAAGAGCGAUGAAAACCUUUGUAAGGAAUUAUUAUCAAAACAGGCAAAUGAUGAGAAACUUAGUGUUGUUAUGGCUGAAUAUGAAAAACAGAUUGCAAAGUUAGUUCGCGAUAAUGCUCAUUUUGUGAAGGAGCGUGAUACAUUUGAAAUUCAUUUAACAAAUUUGGAAGCAGCAUUUUCUGAAGUACAUCAAAAAUAUGAGCGAUGCAAGGCUGUCAUUGAAGAUUUCAAACAUAAUGAAGAUGUUUUAAAAGAAACGAUUAAAGCAAAUGAAGAAGCAAUAUUAAAAUUAUGUAACAAAUUUGAAACUUUAAAAAGACAUACCAUGGAGCAGCUAGAUAAGGCAAAUAAUGAAGUAGCUGAAACGAAUGCAAAAUACGAAGACGAAGUAUUACGUUUAACUGCCACAAUCAAAAGAUUAGAAUUGAAAAUAGCUUCAUUAAAAGCCGCUGUGGAUCAACGGAACAAGGAAAAUGAGGAAUUAUCCCGUAUAUUUGAUGAUAUUGUGGGAAAAGUGGGUCCCUAA